Scutellospora calospora is the source of this 525-nucleotide messenger RNA. The record is from the annotation of a GenBank genome assembly. NCBI's taxonomy places the organism in Eukaryota, Fungi, Glomeromycota, Glomeromycetes, Diversisporales, Gigasporaceae.
AUGAACGUAUUUCAUAAAGAUUUGAAUCCAAAUAUUAUAUUACCAUUUCCACCAAUAGUCAAUAUAGAUGAUUUCGUUAAACUCAAACCGGAUGGUACUAUACCAACAAAACCAAUUAAUGCUUUUAUGAUCUAUCGUUUAAUUUAUCAAAAAAAACUUCAAACACAAUUUACAAAUGUUUCAAUGAGAGCUGUAUCAAAAAUAAUCUCUGAUUCUUGGAAAAAAGAAUCAGAAGAUAUAAAAGAAGAAUAUCGAAAAAUUCAAAGAGCAGUAGAAGUAAGAUUCAGUGAAAAAUGGCCUAAAUCAAAACAUAUCUUUAAAAUUAACAGAAAUAUUAAACCUAAAUUUGAAAUCGAAAAUGUUGAAAAUCAAGAAAUUAACUAUGAUCAAAAUAUGGAAAUUACUUAUAUUAAUGAAAAUUAUAAUAACGAAUCUGAAAAAAAUUAUAAAGAAAAUUAUGAUAAUACUUUUAAUGAAAAUAAUUAUGUAUAUGAAACAAAUACCUAUGAAAAUUAUGAUAUAUAA